CGCACUGAAUAACUGUUCACUCCGCCUGCCGACCACCAUCAAGAUAACACGGAUUUUCCCAACGCUCCGUACCUCGCAUCACCGUCGACAUCGCAUCCCGCGCCAUCAUGCCUCAGUACAAGCUCGUCUACUUCAAUGCCCGUGGUCGUGGCGAGAACGCCCGACUUCUCUUCGCCCAGGCCGGAGUCGACUACGAGGAUUGCCGUGUGACGUCGGAUGAAUUCAAAGCCAUGAAGGGCGACCUAACGAAAUGUCCUCUUGGUCAGUUGCCUGUGCUCAUCGUAGAAGGUCAUCCACCAAUGCCACAGAGCCAUGCCAUUGAGAGAUACCUCGCAAGGAAAUUCGAUAUGUACGGGAAGACUGCGGAAGAGACUGCCCGCAUCGAUGUAACGUGUGAAUGCGUGGCUGAUAUCUUUACCAGCCUAAUGAAGAUGUUCUUUGAGAAGGACGAAGCAAAGAAGGCCGAACUCGGAAAGAGUUUUGUAGAGAAGGACUCGGUAACUAUUCUGACAGCCAUGUCAAAGCAAUUGGAGAAAGGAAGUGGAUUCUUCGUUGGAGACAAGGUAACCCUAGCUGACAUAGCAGUCUUCACUAUGACCGAAGUCAUUUUCAAGAGCAUGCCUAACGUAGCAGAUAUGUAUCCGGCCUUGAAGAAGUUCAAUGACCGCGUGAAAGCCGAGCCUAAGAUCAAAGCAUGGCUGGAAAAGAGGCCAGAAACCAAUUUUUAAAUUCGCACAAAGACUUCACUUAGGGAAUGUAAAAUAUGCACUUUAAGAUGAUUUCAUAAAACAUAAUUUCAUUGUUAUUGAUGCUGUUUAUACCAUUGUACUUUCAAUUGGUAUCAUAUAAAUAUUUGGCUAUUACUAAUAGUCCUAUUAUCAUUAUUAUUGUUAUUUUAUAUAAUAAUCAAUAUCCUUUUCGA
Molecule: messenger RNA, 922 nt
Organism: Lytechinus variegatus (green sea urchin)
Lineage: Eukaryota; Metazoa; Echinodermata; Echinoidea; Temnopleuroida; Toxopneustidae
Product: S-crystallin SL11-like
Exons: 5
Coding region: 108-728 (206 amino acids)
Biological process (GO): glutathione metabolic process
Molecular function (GO): glutathione transferase activity
Source: RefSeq, a predicted model, not a curated record